This is a messenger RNA of Podarcis muralis (Common wall lizard), 3279 nucleotides long. RefSeq names its product neuropeptides B and W receptor 1 (gene NPBWR1). NCBI's taxonomy places the organism in Eukaryota, Metazoa, Chordata, Lepidosauria, Squamata, Lacertidae. Gene Ontology annotation, cellular component: neuron projection; plasma membrane. Gene Ontology annotation, biological process: neuropeptide signaling pathway. Gene Ontology annotation, molecular function: neuropeptide binding; neuropeptide receptor activity. The record is from RefSeq and is a predicted model, not a curated record.
GUCCUUUUAGACGAGGAUGAAGCCUGGGCUGGGAUGCCAACAGAUCUCAAGCAGCAUCCCACCACCUCUUCAUCACCUGUAGAGACUGAAAAGGUGCAGUGUCCUUGGUGCUGAUGUGAUUUUCCAGUUAAGUAGGGCAGAAUUGGCUUAUCUGCCCUUCUUGCACAGUAUUGGCACUCCAGCAGCUUGCAAAAAGUGCUUUAGGACAAGUAACACAUAACUGAACUCCUAUCAUAACAUGACCGAGUUUCAAAUGAAGUUUUUGCCAUGGUACAGGCUAGAGAAGUAUAGGAAAUGCCAAAGCAAAUUGCCGCUGGAUUAAAACAUCUUCCCUAUAAGGAGUCAUCAAAUAAGAUGUUUGCUAUUUUUUUCAUUUCAAAAUACAGAUAAUUGAGAGGAGGGGGCAUGACAGAGAUUUAUAAAAUUUAUGACUGGUAUGAAGAAACUAGGUACAAAUUAUCCUCUCUCAAACAAAAUAAACUCUAAGUAAUCUAAUGAAACUGAUUGAUAGUAAGUUAAUAACAAGAGGAAGUUUUAUAUAGCUGUAUAUCUAAAGAUGAACAAUUGCAUUAGUAAAGCAAACUGAUCUCACUUUGCAAUGAACAAACAGGAGAAGAGAUGGAAGCUCUACAAGCUAUUGUCACGUGAAGGGGUCUGUAACUUCAGAGGAAGCAGAUCUCUCAUAAGGAGGAGAAUAUAAAUUGGUGGCUGUGUUGACUGACCUGUGAGCUGAAACGGUAGGGCUUCCGUGCUGAGGUAAUACUUGCCCUCCAUUUCCUAGCCAAGGGAGUGGGGUUCAGAAGGAGCUCUCCAGACCUGCAGGGACUGUUCAGAGAUGCAGCUGCUGAGGAGCUGUCCAGCAUUUCAGCAUCACAGCACUUCACUCCUGUUUCUCAGCUUGCUGUUGAGCCUCCAGAGCACAGUGACUGCAAAAGGAUGCGCAAAAGCAGGACACAGUCUUGGUUAGAAAGGAGAUCUGUACAGUCAGAGUGCUCCAAAGUGGAAAGAUAAAAAGGAAGCAGGAUGCAAAAACUAUUUAACUAUUUAACUGAAAGACUGCUUUACUGGUUUCAGUAAAUAGAAAAGAAAGUGCUAGGAGAGGCAAUUUACCUGAAAAUUAGCUUGAAUCAAGCAGCUUCAAGAAAUAAGAACCUGAAGGAAAUCUCUGAUGUAAUGUAUUUCAAAUAGACUGAUCUCACUCAUAAGGUUUUGUAAAAGGACAGCAUCUAGUACUCUCAUCUAAACUAAACAAUAUUUAACAGAGGAGACUGAUAUUUGUCACUGCAGACAAUGGAUAAUUUUUCCUCCCAGCCCAACUUCAAUACUUCCUGUACUGAUGUGGAUUUUGGUUGCUAUGGGUCAGGACAACAUGGGCACAACAUGACAGCUCCACAGCUGAUUCCUAAGUUCUACAUUGCCGUACCCAUCAUCUACUCUGUGAUCUGUGCUGUCGGGCUCACUGGAAACUCUGCAGUCAUUUAUGUCAUCCUAAAAGCUCCCAAAAUGAAGACUGUCACCAACAUUUUCAUUCUGAACCUGGCCAUUGCUGAUGAGCUCUUCACGUUGGUACUUCCUAUCAACAUAGCAGACUACCUGCUGCUUCAGUGGCCCUUUGGCGAAUUCAUGUGCAAGCUGAUCAUCUCCAUCGACCAGUACAACACUUUCUCAAGCAUUUAUUUUCUCACAGUCAUGAGCAUCGACCGAUACCUGGUGGUGGUUGCCACCAUCAAAUCCAAGAAAAUGUGCUAUCGCACCUACAGGGCUGCCAAGACAGUGAGUCUCUGUGUCUGGGUUUUUGUCACCAUCAUCAUAUUGCCGUUCAGUAUCUUUGCCAAGAUACACACUGAAGAGGGACGAUCCCAGUGUGUCUUUGUCUUUCCCAGCCCAGAGGGCUUCUGGUGGAAAGUGAGCCGCCUCUACACUCUUAUCUUGGGCUUUGCCAUCCCAGUGUCCACCAUCUGCAUCCUGUACAGCACCAUGCUCUUCAAGCUGAGGCGUAUGCGGCUCCACAGCAAUGCUAAAGCUUUGGACAAAGCGAAAAAGAAAGUGACAAUCAUGGUGCUGAUCAUCUUGGGCGUUUGCCUGUUCUGUUGGACCCCUUAUCACCUGAGCACUGUGGUCGCCCUCACCACAGACAUCCCACAAACCCCUCUGAUAAUUGGAAUCUCCUAUUUCAUCACCACCCUGAGCUAUGCUAACAGUUGCCUCAACCCGUUCCUUUACGCCUUUUUAGAUGACACUUUCCGGAAGAGUUUCCGAAAGUUGGUUGAAUGUGGAACUCCCUCCUAAGAUUCCGGAUCUUUUUCUAGCCCCUUUUAAAAUAAGCUUCAUGCAUUUUGAAGAAACUUCCCGAAUCAUGAUUGGAAGGGACUAGCUCUGGCCAUAGAACCAGAUCCAAAAUGUUGUAAAACUGAAAAUUCAGGAAUUGGCUCAUCCUCUUCUUCAAGCAGUGUCCCCGUAUCCCUGCCAGGGUGAAGAAGCUUGCUGCAUCACCACAUUACAUCCUCCGGGGCAUUUUUCCCCUUGUUCUUUCUUUUUUGGCACUACAUCGAUUCAUUGUGGAUUCUCCUCCUAUUGGUAUGGAAUGCAACAUAAUUCCUUGGAAUGUAAAAAAGAAAGAAAGAAGAAGAUUUAAUAUUCAGCAGACCCAAUAUACCGAACAGUACUAAUUGAAACAUGGAGUUUUUUCAUGCCAAAUAAAGGUGUGCAGAGUGCCUUUGCUUAAUGAAUCUGAAUCCUGCUAGUUUGAUACCUGUAUUAUAUUUAUCUUGCUGUAUUACCUUCCUCCAUCAUAUUUUAUUACAUAUUAAUUCUGCAUUUGACAAGGUAAGCUUUUAUGACAAGGUAAUGUGUUCUUCUACAGCUCCCACACAUUUAAUUGGGGGGAUGUGGGCCUAGUUGAUUCAUUCUUCCUUUCCUCCAUAUUCAACCACAUUGUGUAUUUUAAGUUCUGACACAUCUUGUAGUUGUGAUUAUUGUUAUUCUGUAAAAAUACUGUAAUUAAGGCUUAAACUGCUGCACAAAUCAUCUGUGUACAGACUUUCUUAGAUAUAAAUAUUUUGCAAAGGAAAGUGCCCUCUAGCAUAAAAUGUCAUAGCUUGAUCUUUGUCACAUUUUUUAAAAAAACCAUCCCAAUCUUUUCUUCUUCUUUUUUAAAUACUGGAGAUAAGAACAUACAAAGCCCCCCAAAGUCCCAACAAAUAUAAGGAAAUAACAGCAAUUUUACAAAUGGUAUAUAUAUAUCUCCUAAUAAGAUUUAAAUAUUCACAGCUUGUUGUU